Setaria italica (foxtail millet) is the source of this 1673-nucleotide messenger RNA. Its product is annotated as polyadenylate-binding protein RBP45. Lineage: Eukaryota; Viridiplantae; Streptophyta; Magnoliopsida; Poales; Poaceae. Gene Ontology annotation, cellular component: cytosol. The transcript is spliced from 7 exons. The coding region runs from base 132 to 1286 and encodes 384 amino acids. The record is from RefSeq and is a predicted model, not a curated record. Gene Ontology annotation, molecular function: mRNA binding.
CGCUUUCCUCUCUCCCGCGGCGUCGGCGUCGGCGGCGGCGGCGGAGCUCAUCAUUGAUUGAUUGAUUGGCUAGGGUUUCUCCCUCCCUGCCUCCGCGCUCGCCUCGUGCCACCCCCACCAACACCGCGGCCAUGGUGUCGCCGCACCCGCUCAGCUGGGCCGAUGCGCCGCCCUACCACUACCACGGCACAACCCAGCCCCCGCCCGCGCCCGCAAAGGAGGACGGCGGCGCAGUUGCAAGGGCAGGAGCAGGACAAGACGAGGGGGCGCGCUCGCUCUGGAUCGGCGGCCUCCUGCACUGGAUGAACGAGGACUACCUCUACGCCUGCUUCACCUACUCGCCCGAGCUCCUUUCCCUUGUCGUAAAGCGGAGCAAGCAUACUGGCCAGUCGGAGGGUUUUGGCUUUCUCAGAUUUAACGACCAUGCUACUGCCACUCGCAUUCUCAAGAGCUACAAUGGUCAGAAGAUGCCUAACGCUGAUCAAGAUUUCAACCUCAACUGGGCCGCUCAGUCAUAUGCUCCUAACAAACUUCCUGAUCAAGAUUCCAAGCUCGACUGGGCCACGCAGCAGGAUGGGCACACUAAUGACACUGCUGCUGCUUCUGAGCAUGUCAUAUUUGUUGGGGACUUGGCCUAUGAUGUUACUGAAUACAUGCUACACCAUCUGUUCAAGAGUCGAUAUCCAUCGGUCAAGAGUGCAAAAGUUAUCUUUGACAAGCUUACUGGCCGCUCAAAAGGCUAUGGCUUUGUUCGCUUUGGAGAUGCCAAUGAGCACGUACAAGCAAUGACAGAAAUGAAUGGGGCAUACUGUUCUACCAGGCCUAUGCGAAUUGGGCCUGCUCCCAACAAGAAAUAUUUUGACCACAGCACACAAGGAACUGAUUCUUAUCACGAUCCAAACAAUUCAAGACUGUUUGUUGGGUCCCUUGAUCAAAGCAUCACAGAUGAUGAUCUACUGCGGGCCUUUAGUCCAUACGGAGAGCUUGUUAAUGUCAGAGUACUACCGGGCAAGGCAUGCGGCUUUGUCACAUACUCAAACAGGGCAUCAGCAGAGGAGGCCAUGAGAAUGCUAAAUGGGAGUCAGCUGGGAGGUAACAACUUGAGACUCACAUGGGGUCGUCGUUCUGGUAACAAGCAGGAUCCGCGAAAUGGUGGCCAGCAUGGACGCCCCAAAUGCAUUGAUCCUUCUAGCUUCGGUUGGUCUCCACAGGAUCCAUAUGCUUAUGCUCAGACAGGCCAUCCAGGAUAUGGAUAUUACCGACAUCAGCUGCCCACAGUACAGUGAGAUCACCAUGUGAAGGAACAUCACAAGGAACAGCAUGUAGAGAGAUUUUUGGUCCAUGAACUCGGAAGAACUUCCUCUCCUUUUUGGAAAUAUAGCUUUCUUCCUUAGUUGCGCUCCCAUGAGAAAUAGCUCCGUAUCCCAGCACGGAAGCCCCCCUGCGAUGCCUGGGACUAAGAGUUUUUACAGACGUCGAGAAUUUAGCCCCCUUUAACCUGUUGGAUUGGCUGAAUUUUGGUAGCUUAACUCGGGUUCAGAGUGACUUGUCAGCUGAGGCUGUAGACGACAUUACAUUGUGGUUACCUUUUACUGGCUAAAUCGCACUUGUGAUGGUGUUUCUGAAAUAGUUCCGGGUGCUCUACUUGUCUUAUUUGAACAUUUAAUUUUCUA